Molecule: messenger RNA, 1525 nt
Organism: Pieris brassicae (large cabbage white)
Lineage: Eukaryota; Metazoa; Arthropoda; Insecta; Lepidoptera; Pieridae
Product: pre-mRNA-splicing factor 38B
Exons: 7
Coding region: 596-1459 (287 amino acids)
Cellular component (GO): precatalytic spliceosome
Source: RefSeq, a predicted model, not a curated record
UCCAAUCCUGUCUAUCCUUUUCUAUCUAUAUGUAGAUUUAACACUGGCUAGUACCAGAAAAACAUUGUCACGAAACAAGCAUGUCUUAGAACCAAAAAGUUAAGGUAUAUUGGACACAGAAGACUGAUUACCUUUUUGCCUUUUAGAGAAAAUAAACCAGCACAAAAACUUAUCCAAAUCCCAGACCUAAAAGUUUGUAUAGCCCCAGUUUUUUUUAUAUGUUAAUAGUUAAUACCCCCAUAAUUAAUGAUUUAACAUAUUGUCCAUUCAUUUUAUAGAGUGUAAGAUGUAUAUUAACUCAUUGUAAAUUUAUUAACUAAUUUGAAAAUGUAUAAUAGACUAUGAUAUGCCUAUUUCAUAACUCCUUGAUGGAGCAAACUAAUUCACUGUAAUAUUUAAGGAUUUUUAAGCCAUUGAUUAUUUCAUCUUCAUGAACAAGAGAUUAAGUUUACGAUAGUGCAACCAGUUCUAAUGCUAGCAUGAUGGUGGACGGUUCUAUUUUAGGGGACUGGGCUCUGCAGAUUUCAAUCAACAAAAGCCAACUAAAACUAGUAAGCAGCAUAAUGUUCUACCAAUAUGGGGUAAUGAACAGACUAUGAAUCUGAACCCUUUAAUAUUAGCGAAUAUUCAAGGUUCUAGCUACUUCAAAGUUCAUCUUUUCAAGUUAAAAACUUACCAUGAGGUGGUGGAUGAAAUUUACUACCAAGUGAAGCAUUUGGAGCCAUGGGAACGGGGCAGUCGCAAGACCGCGGGCCAGACCGGCAUGUGUGGCGGCGUAAGAGGAGUAGGCGCAGGGGGUAUUGUUUCUACUGCAUUUUGCCUUUUGUACAAAUUGUAUACUUUGAGAUUGACUCGUAAACAGGUGAAUGGACUUCUUCAACACUCAGACUCACCCUACAUCAGAGCUCUUGGUUUUAUGUAUAUUCGUUACACUCAGCCACCUGCAGAUCUGUUUGAUUGGUAUGUGGACUACCUAGAUGAUGAUGAAGAGGUGGACCCGAGAGCCGGUGGAGGUGGCACAACCACCAUAGGUGCCUUAGUACGCCAGAUGCUCAUUAAGCUAGAUUGGUUCAGCACUUUGUUUCCAAGAAUUCCUGUGCCUAUUCAAAAACAGAUUGAGCAAAAAUUAGCAGAACACAACAGACAAAUGGUACCCAUAAAACAACCAGCAGCUAACUACCGAACAGGUAAUACAAGCAAUUACAACCAAAAUCGUCUAGAUGUUGAUAGAAGAGAACAUGAUGACAGAGACAAAAGAGAUUAUGGAGAUGGCGAUAAAGAUAGAUAUGCAAAAGACCGAGCUAGACGUGAUGAUAGGGAUCGCGAUCGCAAUCGUGACCGUGAUCGCCGAGACCGCGACCGUGAAAGAUACCGCGACCGGUCUCGCGAUCGCCACAGGGAGAGGUCGAGAGAACGCGUUCGACAUAGGUCUCGUUCUAGAGAUCGUCGUUAUAGAUAAUGAACAUUUUUACCUCUAUUUUGUUUACAUGUAAUUGAUAAUUAAAAUAGAUAUGGUGUUCAUUCA